GUCCGUCUUUCGUACCAUUAAAAGCGCGUGUUCUUUUAUUUAUACGCGACCGCGUCGCGUAUGCCAUUGAAAUGUAUUUUAUUUUUUUCCCACCGUUGCGGGCUCCCUGAGAAGGUGCUGCCCGUUGCAUUGCGAAUCCAUCUCAUCCAUUCCAUUCCCUUUUCCCAUCACCCCCUCGCCAUGGCAUCCGAACCAACCACCGAGAAACUGCCCUUCUAUGCAAGCUGCGACGUCGCUGACGCACUCCUGGCACUCAAGGUGCCAAGUGCAGGUUACAUUCCUGACAUUCAUCUCUGGAGCCCUCAGUACAAGGCCGGCUACACCCGAGUCUUUGGUCCUGCCUAUACUGUGAAGAUGGUUCCAGUGACGGACAAAGAGUCGCCGAAGUCUGACCAGCACUUUGUUGAUGCGAUCCCUGAAGGGAGCGUCGUCUGUAUCUCGCAGCCCGCUAAUAUGGUGAACGCCGUCUGGGGCGGACUGAUGACCGCACGUGCACAGAUCAAAGGCGCACUCGGGGUUGUGGUCGAUGGGCGUAUCCGAGACUUAAACGAGCAGCGCGAAGCCGGCUUCCCUGUGUUUGCAAAGGCAACUUCGAUCAUGGGUGCAGGACCAUUCACACGGGCGACGACACUGAACAUACCGAUUGAGAUGCAACCGAACCCGAACCAUCCUGCAGUGACAAUCCAUCCGGGUGACUAUAUUGUUGCAGAUACGGAUGGAGUCGUUGUUAUUCCAAAGGAUAUGCUGGCGCAGGUGGAGGCGCAUUGCAAAAAGUCGACGGCGGUGGAUGACCAAUGCAUGACUGCGUUGAAGUCUGGCGAGAGCAUUGUGGAGACCUUCAAGAAGUAUCGCGGAUGAGUAGGAAGGAGUGCUUGGAUAGACCAGACGAGCGGAUAUGUCAUCAUGCCACACCGCAUUAAAGAAAUAAAGGGCGCCAUGUGACCAUAUAAAAGAAA
This is a messenger RNA of Gamsiella multidivaricata, 956 nucleotides long. RefSeq names its product ribonuclease E inhibitor RraA/Dimethylmenaquinone methyltransferase. Bases 61 to 858 code for a protein of 265 amino acids. The record is from RefSeq and is a predicted model, not a curated record. The transcript is spliced from 4 exons. NCBI's taxonomy places the organism in Eukaryota, Fungi, Mortierellomycota, Mortierellomycetes, Mortierellales, Mortierellaceae.